This is a messenger RNA of Momordica charantia (bitter melon), 1331 nucleotides long. The record is from RefSeq and is a predicted model, not a curated record. Lineage: Eukaryota; Viridiplantae; Streptophyta; Magnoliopsida; Cucurbitales; Cucurbitaceae.
GUCUUGGGUGUAAAGAAGAACAUUGAAGAUGUACAAGGAAAAGAUAAUUAUCCUUGUGGUCAGCAAUUGUUAAUCCACAAUGGGAAGGUUUUAAAAGAUGAAACAACCCUAGCAGAGAACAAGGUUUCUGGAGAUGGUUUUCUCGUUGUUAUGCUUAGUAAGAGUAAAACAGUUGGUUCAGCUGGGUCAUCAUCUACUCAGACAACUACCAAUGCACCAACAACUACUCCAACAUCAAAUUCUACUUCCACUCCUGAAGCUCCUACACAAACACAACCACCAGCCUCAAGGGAUGUCGCUACUUCAGAUGUGCCAACAACAAAUGCGCAAAUCGAUACAUAUGGACAAGCUGCUUCAAAUUUAGUUUCUGGGAAUAACCUUGAGCAGACUAUUCAAGAAAUAAUGGAUAUGGGUGGUGGCAACUGGGAUAGAGAAACGGUUACCCGUGCACUUCGUGCAGCUUAUAAUAAUCCAGAGCGGGCAGUAGAUUAUUUGUACUCUGGUAUUCCAGAAACCACAGAAGUUGCAGCUCCGGUGGCUCGUCCCCCAACUAGCCAGCCUAUGGAAACAGGUGGUGCAACUGCUACCCCUGUUUCUGGAGCUCCUAACUCAUCUCCCUUGAAUAUGUUUCCACAGGAGUCCCUUGGUGCUACUGCUGCUGGUGGUGGUGGUGGUAGCCUUGGAUCUCUUGAGUUCCUUAGAAACAAUCCACAGUUCCAAGCAUUGCGGUCUAUGGUGCAAGCCAAUCCGCAGAUAUUACAGGCCAUGCUUCAGGAGCUUGGGAAGCAGAACCCUCAGCUUUUGAGAUUAAUUCAGGAUCAUCAAGCAGAGUUUCUCCAGUUAAUAAAUGAGCCUCUUGAGGGCUUCGAAGGGGAUCUAUUUGAUCAGCCUGACCAAGACAUGCCCCAUGCUAUCAAUGUCACGCCAGCUGAGCAGCAAGCGAUCGAACGACUGGAAGCAAUGGGGUUUGAUAGAGAUCAAGUGAUUGAGGCAUUUUUAGCUUGCGACCGCAAUGAGGAAUUGGCUGCCAACUAUCUCUUGGAACAUGCUGGCGAAUACGAGGAUUAAAUGGUGAACUUCAUCACAUUCGAUGAAUAGUUUUUAAUUUUUUUUUAUCCGUUAUUUAGAUGGAUCAAUGGAUUUGUUAGCAUCUAAGGUUUGGAUUUCUUGCUGUACUUUCAAUAAUGUUUUUCUUUUGAACAUUAAAAGUUAAUUGGCACAUAUGAUCACCAAAUAUAGAAUGUUGAGAGAAUAGCAUUUAGAUUAAGCCGAAAUGCUGAUUGUUUUCAAGUAGCAUAAAUAUAAGCUCAAAGCUACUUUGCUCGUGUCAA